AUGCUAGAUAGGAGGGAUAAUAUUGAGCCAUGCCACACGAAUACCUGCAACUGGAUCUUAGAGCUGGAAGAGUACCAGUCUUGGAAGAGCCAGUCCCAUGGUCUGCUAUGGAUUAAGGGCAAGCCAGGUGCUGGAAAGUCAACCUUGAUGUUAUUCCUGCACGACAAACUCGAAACAUCAGAAGACGGUCGUCCAAGUAUUCGCCUCGACUUUUUUUUCACCGCUCGGGGUACAGAGAUGCAACGUACACCACUGGGAAUGCUGAGAUCAUUGCUGAGCCAGAUUUUCGACCGCGACCCGACUAUACGUCCUUAUAUACGUGAGACAUACGACCGGCGAUGUAAGCAGUUUGGGUAUGGCAAACAUCAAUGGGAAUGGCCACAGGUGAUGCUAGAAGAGUUACUAGCAAGUGCCAUCCUGGUAUCAGCCAAUCGACAUCACGUGGUUGUUUUUGUGGAUGCUCUAGAUGAGGCCGGGGCCCAGUCUGCUCAGCAGCUCGCUGAAUAUUUUCAUCGGCUCGUUGAUCGCGCUGCGAAAGAGAAGCUAUGCAUACAAGUUUGUAUCUCAUGUCGACACUAUCCUAUCAUGAAAAGUGGACAGGCUAUAGAGAUAAAGGUCGAAGAUCAUAAUCAGCAAGUCAUUGCCUCAUAUAUCCAGGAUAUCCUUAUCCAGACUGAGACCAAAGACAGCGUUAGUCAGAAGAUGAGGGAAAUGCUGGUCGAGCAAUUGACCCGGCAAGCAAAUGGAUUUUUCCAAUGGGUUCAUACUAUACUUCCCCUCAUCGAGAAGAAGAUUCGUGAAAGGGAAUCGUUCUACGACAUCUGUUGCUGGUUACGCGAGGUCCCGGCCGGCCUAGAAGAUGUUUACGCGUAUAUUCUGAGCAACGUGAUUGAUGAGAGGAACCGCGAGCAGUCAUUUCUGUUCUUUCAGUGGGUAUGUUUGGCUGAGCGACCGCUGACUGUGGCCGAGAUGCGGUAUGCUUUGGUGGCUAAGAAUGCGCGGGCAACGUUGUCUCCAAAGAAAUGGGAAACGAUGUCCGGUUUCAUCGAAAGCAACGAACACAUGCUACAAAGAAUCAAGGCUCUUUCUGGUGGACUAGCAGAAGUAGUCCCAAGUGCGGAUAACACUGAGACUAUACAGGUGGUACACCAGUCGGUCAAUGAUUUCUUGCGCACAAAAGGGCUUAAGAUCUUGUAUCAGAAUUUGGAUAUGAGCACGUCUUCUGUGAACGAGGAGCAGAUUGUUUUUCGAUGCCAGGCAAAUCUUUACCGAUCGUGUUUAGUUUACCUUGCAACAAUUCAUAAGCCGGCAGAAACCAGUGGGCUCGAAGGAACCAAAGAGAGCCUUGUCCAGGAUCAUCCGUUCAUUCAUUAUGCUACUACAAAUCUCUUUGCUCAUGCAGAAAAGGCUUUCAACUUUCGUUCCAACGUUCUCUAUAAUGAGAAGGAGAUUCUACAACAAGUGCUGAGUCCAUGGGUCCACAUUUAUCAGAAGCUAGAUGGGUAUAGCGGAGUAUGCCCACCAAGAGACACAACACUAUUACAUAUGGCUACUGCUGCCAAUCUGGUGGACCUCAUAGAGCCUGUGUUGUCGGAUGUUAAGGAUGUCGCGAUAAGGAACAGAGAUGGAGAUACAGCGUUACACUUAGCAGCCCGAUGGGGUCAUGUCGCAGCCGGCAAAAUACUCCAGAGGAGGGGGGCAGACCAAGAGGCAAAGAACUACAGCGGCAAGACACCAUUACUCGAGGCAGCCAGUGGUGGCCAUAUCGAAUUUGUCGAAUGGCUGCUAGAUGAGGGCGUGGAUCUGGGAAUAGAGGGAGAUGGAGGUGUGCUACAAGCAGCUUCUUUAGGAGGCUAUGAGAGUGUUGUGGAGAUAAUGCUCGGAGCUGGCGCCGAUGUCAACGACCAGGGUAGUGAAUACGGCAAUGCUCUGCAGGCCGCUGCAUUUGGAGGAAGCAGUGGGAUCAUGCAGAUGCUCCUCGACGCUGGCGCCGAUGUCAACGCCCAGGGUGGUCACUUCGGCAAUUCUCUGCAGGCCGCUGCAUAUAAAGGAAGCGCUGAGACAGUUCAGAUACUGCUCGGAGCUGGCGCCGAUGUUAACGCCCAGGGUGGUCACUUCGGCAAUGCUCUACAAGCCGCUGCAUGUAGUGGAAGCGCUGAGACAGUUCAGAUACUGCUCGGAGCUGGCGCCGAUGUCAACGCCCAGGGUGGUGAAUACGGCGAUGCUCUACAAGCCGCUGCAUCUAAGGGAAACGCUGAGACAGUUCAGAUACUGCUCGGAGCUGGCGCCGAUGUCAACGUCCAGGGUGGUCAAUACAGAAAUGCGCUCCAAGCUGCCUUUUCUGGAGGACACGAUAAGGUCCUGCGGUUGUUGCUAGGGCGGGGAGCCGAUGUCGACACCCAUGGCGGAGAGUACGGUAGUGUUGGGAGUAUCCUCCAAGCUUCUAUUUUCGACCGGGGUUAUCGAAGUGGAGCGACGUACCUGUCAACAAUACCGACCUCCGAAGCAAAGAGCAAGGUGGAUUCACGAUUUUACAGUUCCUUGGAUGGAUCGGGACUGAAAGCGGGAGUAGAAACCGACCAAGACGAGACUUUAUUGAACAAUAUCAACCCCAAGGAUGAUGUCAAAAAGGAUGCCGUCGGGGAAUGCUGUGAUACAGAAACCACAUACUCCAUUGACUUCGCUCUAGAUCACUCAUCUCUUCUAUAUGUUCAGGCUUUUGCCGAUCAGCUCGCAUUUGACUUAAGAAGCAUUUCCAAUGUUUCAAACAUCUCAGACAUAUCCCCGGACUUUUUGAAUCAUCUGUUGAAGGCAUUCACAUGGACACUGCACAGAGAAUCGUCUACCCCAUUUCAAUGGGAAGCAGCCGCCACGAUUCACCGUCAACGAAGGCAAAUCAUUAACCAUGUGACGUCGGGCCUCCAAGAGAUAGAUCCAGGAGGUGAUGAUAAGGAGGCCUCGGAAGGGUCAGUUAGUGAUGACGAGCUGCUGACGCGCAAACCAUUUGAGAAGAACCCUCAUGAGGUUCUAGAAUGGGUUAUCAAUACUGAGCCUGAGCCGUCCGGCGUGAAGGACCGUGACCAAGAUGCGAACACAUUUGAUACCACCGAAGAGCAGAUUGGAUUCCAGUUGCCAGAGUACGAAAAGUUUAUCCAGGAAUCAAUGGCCUAUAAGGAUUGGCUUCUUCCUAAUAUAUGCCAAAUUGGUCGACUGGAACCUGGAAGUCCUAAUCUAAUGCGCGACAUAGGUUUGAAAGUGCGAUCCCAACUAGGAGCAUUUACCUUGCUACGCAAAAUGAGUCAUCGAAGAGCACAGUCUUUGAUAAAGAUGACUUAUAAUCUUGACUGGGAUCCCGCGAAUUUCAUCCAUAAUCAAUAUUUCCACGAUCAAGGGCUCUCCCUUCCUCCAAUUGACCUUGAAGAAGUCGUUUGCCUGACAGGAUCAUGGAGCAAUGCACAAGCUGCGACCGUGGCGGAUUACAUGGGCCAAACGUGGCCUGGAACCGGGAAAUACAUCAUGACCUUGUUAAAAGAGCUGAUCUGCCUUCCCAAGGGCCAAGAAUGUGUUUGUAAGUCUCCUAACUAA
Messenger RNA from Penicillium brevicompactum, 3585 nucleotides. RefSeq lists its product as uncharacterized. Lineage: Eukaryota; Fungi; Ascomycota; Eurotiomycetes; Eurotiales; Aspergillaceae. Bases 1 to 3585 code for a protein of 1194 amino acids. The transcript has 2 exons. Gene Ontology annotation, molecular function: protein binding. The record is from RefSeq and is a predicted model, not a curated record.